AAAGCUGUAUUUAAUGAGCUGUACACGGGGUGUAGUAGAUGAGAGAUUAAAGAUCAGAUGCUGUAACAUUGCAACAGCAAUAUAUCUUGACGAUGAUCCCAACUUAAGGACUUUUCUUAAGCUUCAAAAAGACACCACAGACGGAAUGAAGAAUACUUUAGGGGAAAGAUCUCCGUUGCUCGAGAAUAUAAAAGAACCACAGUUCCGAAUCGAGGAUAUUCAACGUCGUAUACUAGAAGCUGUGGAGCUGAACAGUUUGAGUUGUUUACAUGCGCUUUGCGAGAUUUAUCAAAAUAAUCCCAUUUCAAAUAAAGCCGAAGAUAUCCAUCUGUUCCACCGCCGCUAUGGUUUAUCUUUCUGGCCAUUGAGCGAACGUCCAAAAGAGACUGCUCUUCACCUUAUUGCGAACAAACAUUCUUCAAUCAAAGCGAUGAAGGUUUUACAAGAACGACCGCAAUUCCUGAACGAUUUUUCAGACAUUCCGGACAGUCAUGGAUCAUCACCACUGCUUUUGGCGAUAAAGCGUAACAAUAUGGAGGUGGUGAAGGUAUUGCUGGAUAGGGAACCAGACGUGAACAAGCGAAAUAAACAUAAUGAAUCGCCUAUUCUUGUAGCUGCCUUAAAUGACCAUGCAGAUGUUAUAAAAGAAAUGCUGGAGAAAUCAAAUCUAGAUGAAACUAAACUUCUUGAGGUUAUGAAAAACAUUGAUGGAAACGGCCAUUCUAUUCUUUAUCCUGCCUCUCAAAGUGGAAAACCAAAGGUUCUUAAUCUCAUUAUGGAGCAACGUUGGUGGCAGGAAUGUUUCGACCAGGAGGUUAAUAAGACUGAAGAAUGGGAGUCAUUCGUUGGCAACGUUUGUGCGUCAGGAUGUUACGAACUGGCAAGAAUAUGCUUACAACACAAUAAUAAUACUACCCCGAAUGAGAAAGGAGAUGAAGGUGCAAUUUCAGUUACCCCUCUUAUGAGAGCGGUCGAAGCAAACCAAGGUGAAAUUGUCAAACUUAUUAUUGACCGUUCACGGGGCUAUGAUCCUUUUAUGAUUUGUGACGAACAUGGUAAAAAUGUCUUCCACUACGCUGUGAAGAACCCUGAUAUUCUACGUUAUCUUCUUGAAAAGCUUAAAGAGCUCGGAAAUAAUACCGAGGUUAUUAAUAUAAUGGACGAGUGGGAAAACACACCAAUCAAGCUUGCAGCAGUUGGAGAUAUAGAGGAGAGCUUCGAAAUGCUCUUAGAACACACUACAAAUAAAGCUGAUCUAUUCGCUGCCCAUCUGAUUGAUAGUGUGGAUAUAGAGCUUCUAAAGAAAGGUCUUGUCGACUGGAAAAGAAAAGAUCCCAAAGCAGUAGCUGAUCUGCUGAAUGGCGAGCACGAGAAACAUCAGCCGUUCUUAGAGGCCGCUAAGAAAGGAAAAGUCGAGUUACUACAAUUUUUCUGGGAUGAAGGAGCGAAUUAUUCACAAAGAACUCCAGAAGAUCAAACUGUUCUUCAUUAUGCUGUGCUUUCCGGGGAGCUGGCUGUCGUGGAAUUUCUGCUGGAAAAAAACGAGUUCCUAGAAAUGAUCGAUUUCACCGAUGAGAUAAACAUUAGUGCAGCUGGUUAUGCCACAAAGCUCGGAAAGGCGGAGAUAUUAAGAUAUAUGUUGGAGAAAGGUGCGCAAAUAAAAAGCGACACGAAGACGGCCAGACUCAACAUCUUGGAUUGUGCGUAUGGACAUUUUGAAACUGCCGAGGAAUCUAUCAAAGAAAUUAUCGAGUUUUGUACAACACAAAAAAAAGUAAAAUAUAAAAAAACACAAUUACUUAAAGAGUUGUUCGAAGACACGUAUUUUGGUGCUGAUCGUAUUAUGGCACAACUGAUUGAAAAAACACCUGAAGUCGCCAUGAUGAUUUUUGACCUGUGUGUUCAGGAACAAAAAUAUCAUAGCCACCGUUCUUAUGGCGAAAUGAAAGUGGAAAGAAGAAUGAUAUACUUGUUCUUUCCAUUCAAACGGAAAAAUCCUAAAGACAAUGCUAAAGACAAAGGCCAAGCGGAUGGAAAGCUUGAAGCAAUUGAAAGCAUGGUUGACAAUGAAAGAGACGACUGUUUGGGCCAUCCACUUGUUCUAAAGUUUCUUAACUACAAGAUGCAUUCAAAGGGUGUUAAAAAAUGGUUCUAUUUCAAUGUUUUUUUCUACCUCAUAUUCCUGCUCAGUUUAACAGUAUAUAGCACUCUUCAAAGUCAAGGACUAUACGACUUAAAAUCACCAGGAAUGAUUUCAUUAUCGGUUAUUAUUUUGGCCUUUUGUGCAUUUCAUUUCAUCAAAGAAAUAUUUCAGUUCGGUUUAUAUGCUGCUAGUUAUACUAAAGACUUCGAAAAUUACAUCGAAUGGGUGAUAUUCAUCUGCGCUGUCAUUUAUGUGGUGCCUGGAGGAAGUACGAAGACGAAAGUACAGAUUACGGCUGGAGUUAUUUCGGUGUUUCUCGGAUGGAUAAACUUCUCUUUUUUCCUGAAAAGAUUUUCAUUGUUUGGGAUCUACGUCAUAAUGGCUAAAAGAGUUUUUCGUACCGUCUGCCAGGUGUUACCAUUCGUCUUGUUGUUCAUCGUUGCGUUCUCGCUGUCAUUUUCGCUGCUAAUUCGUCUAGAUAAAGGUUUCAAAAAUAUUCCAAUUUCUAUUCUCACAACAUUCGUCAUGAUGACUGGAGAGUUGGACUAUCGGGAUAUCUUUCUACAAAGCGGACCAUUUCACGUUUUGCAAAAGAUAGUUCUUGUGUUAUUUAUUCUUACGAUCACCGUCACCGUGAUGAAUUUGCUGACUGGUCUUGCUGUUGGGGAUAUUAAUGACAUCAUGGCUCGUUCGAAAGAAGAAAAAAGAAUUUCUAAGGCGAGUCUUGUCAUUACAUUAGAAAGAAAUUUACACAAUAUUCCAUUCCUCCCAUCGCCUGAAUUUGAAGACGACGUUGAAGACCCGCCAAAGGAUGAAUGUCAACCAUCGUGGCUAACACUCCAUUGGAAUAAGAUAUUUGAAGAUGAUGAAAUUGAGGAACAAUUAAAAGCAAUGGCUAAGAAAAAGAAAAAGGGUUUUGGAAAACAGUUGAAGAAUGAGAUGAAGGAUAGAUUACAGAAUAUUGAAGCACUGUUGGAGAAGCUUCAAGCAGGGAGUAAAGAUGCUUCCAGCAGUUGAACAACAUGAUCGAAUGAGGACAGACAGUCUUUAAAGUAUAAAAUAUCAUUUUAUCUUCCUAUUUUUAGCUUAUUUUUAUUUGUCUUGUUGAAUUUUCAUUGUUCAUAGAAAGAGAUGAGUAUUUUCUCCAUUCAUAGAAUACGCAUAAUAUCGUGUCAAGGAUAUUUAAAUGCAUGUAAACGUUUCGUUCUGUUCUCAACUUCAAGGUUUUCUUUGUUCCUUAAAAAUAUAUAUGUAGAACUCGUAAGAUCUUUUAAAAUAGCUUCU
Molecule: messenger RNA, 3427 nt
Organism: Dendronephthya gigantea
Lineage: Eukaryota; Metazoa; Cnidaria; Anthozoa; Malacalcyonacea; Nephtheidae
Product: transient receptor potential cation channel subfamily A member 1 homolog
Exons: 16
Coding region: 14-3160 (1048 amino acids)
Biological process (GO): monoatomic ion transport; transmembrane transport
Cellular component (GO): membrane
Molecular function (GO): monoatomic ion channel activity; protein binding
Source: RefSeq, a predicted model, not a curated record